AUGGAAGGACUCAAUGCCUCGGAACAGCGCGAGUUCGCCGCUCGCAUGGAGAGGAAGCAGCUGAAGGAGUUCAUGACCAUGUACUCCAAGCUUGUCCAGCGCUGCUUCGAUGACUGUGUCAAUGACUUUACCACCAAGUCCCUGAUCUCCCGCGAGGAGGGCUGCACCCUCCGUUGCGUGGACAAGUUCCUCAAGGGCUCUCAGCGCCUGAACGAACGCUUCCAGGAGCAGAAUGCCGCCAUGAUGCAGAGUGGCCAGAUGCCCGGCCGGUAA
This is a messenger RNA of Aspergillus bombycis, 273 nucleotides long. It is a transcript of the gene tim9, whose product is annotated as protein transporter TIM9. Bases 1 to 273 code for a protein of 90 amino acids. The record is from RefSeq and is a predicted model, not a curated record. NCBI's taxonomy places the organism in Eukaryota, Fungi, Ascomycota, Eurotiomycetes, Eurotiales, Aspergillaceae. The transcript is spliced from 3 exons.